AUGGACGUGCUGCAGCACCACUGGGCGCAGCUGCUGUCUCUUGCAGCGGCUCGGGGCGCGGAUCUCGCCGCCUUCGCGACGCUCGUGCAGUCUUCCGCCUCCACAGGGCAGCUGCCAGAGCUGUCGCAAGUGCCACAACAGGUGCUCUACACCGGCGGCACCGCCGUGGCGCUGGCGCUGCUCCUGCUUGUUCCGCGCGGCAGGCGGCUGCUGUUUGACACCGCCGACACGGCGGUGGCGACCGUCGCGGCGAUUGCGCUGCUCCUGGUGCUGAUCGCGACGCUGCUGAGCGUCCCCCUGGGCAUGCUCUACGUGUCAUACCUGGGGCUGCAGCAUUUGGGGGCGUCACUGGUCGAGUCGUACCCCGCCCUAAUCAGGCUCAUCCCACAGCUGCCAGCCCUGAUGCAGAGCGGGUGA
This is a messenger RNA of Monoraphidium neglectum, 417 nucleotides long. RefSeq lists its product as hypothetical. The coding region runs from base 1 to 417 and encodes 138 amino acids. Lineage: Eukaryota; Viridiplantae; Chlorophyta; Chlorophyceae; Sphaeropleales; Selenastraceae. The record is from RefSeq and is a predicted model, not a curated record. The transcript has 2 exons.